This is a messenger RNA of Oryzias melastigma (Indian medaka), 1578 nucleotides long. Its product is annotated as probable assembly chaperone of rpl4. Gene Ontology annotation, molecular function: protein binding. Bases 143 to 1405 code for a protein of 420 amino acids. The record is from RefSeq and is a predicted model, not a curated record. Lineage: Eukaryota; Metazoa; Chordata; Actinopteri; Beloniformes; Adrianichthyidae. Gene Ontology annotation, biological process: cell division. The transcript has 11 exons.
AGUUGUUAACUUGUCAACAUUUGCCGCAUGCGCAGUUCAGGCCUUUGACUAGUGUGUUAACACGCGUUUGCUCUAUGCUCACUUUGGGAAAAGUCUGAUUUAUAAUCACAUUGCUUAUCUUCAAAAUAGAUUUUCCGUAGACAUGGGAGGUCAGGCAAAGAGCAGUAAGAAGAACAACAAACCGAAGAGGAAAAACCACCGAACUAAAAAGGGAGAUGGAGGAUUUGUUGAUCUGUCACCCCAAGAAAGGAUGAAGCUAAGGAUGCACGAGAAAGCGAAGAAGAAGACAUCUGAGAAAUAUUCAGUGGAUCAGCUACUCGAGAAGACUGAAGAAUACAUGGACAGUUUUGACUUUGAGAUGGCUGGACUCUUCUGUCAGCGCGCCCUGGAUGUGGACCCCAACAACCUGCAAGCACUUGACAUGCAGGGACACAUCUGCUCUGAGUUGGGAGACACACAGAAAGCCAAAGGAGUUUUUCUACGUGCAGUUGAGCUGAGUCCAGAUGAAGGCCACAGUAAAUACAUGUACCUGGGACAAAUUCACACCGGGUCAGAGGCUGUUGGUUACUACACUAAAGGGAUACAAGUCCUGUUGUCAACAUUGGAGAAACAAGAAUCCAAAUCAGCUCAAGCUGGAGCUGCUGCUGCACCAGUUGAAGAUCAGGAGCUCCCAUCUGAAAAGGAUGUCAGUGUGGCGUACUGCUCCAUCGCUGAGAUUUAUUUAACAGAUCUCUGCAUGGAAGAAGGUGCUGCAGACAAGUGCCGGGAGUCUAUUGAAAUGGCAUUAAAGUAUCAGCACGACAACCCCGAGGCUCUCCAGCUUAUGGCCAGUUACCUGUUUAGUGCAGAAAGAAACCAGGAGGGCAAAGAGUACCUGUUGAAAAGCGUUGGAACUUGGCUCCCAGCACAAAAACAGAGCACAUCCUCCUCCAGCGCAGAGGAAGACGCGCAGAAAGUCAUCCCUCCGUACGAGUCCCGCAUCACCACAGCCAAACUGCUCAUAGAGUGUGAGGAGUACGAGAUGGCGGUAGACGUUCUGGAGGGUCUUCUGGAAGAAGAUGAUGAAGUUGUCCAGGUGUGGUAUCUCUCUGGCUGGGUAUGCUACCUCCAGUGGGAAAAAGCAAAGGAGCAGCAAGAAGCCGAGGGAAGAGAGGUGACAGGGGAGGAGAAGGAGGAAUGGGAAGCUCUGCAGGAGGCCGCCAGAUCCUACCUGACUAAUGCAAAGAAACUGUACAGUAAGCUGCGAUGUGACGAUAAGCCGAUGUUGGAGCACACUGAGCAGCUGCUGGGUGAACUAGGAGGAGAUAUGGAGCCACAGGAAGAAGAUGAAGCCUUGGAUGAUGACUACGAGCCCUGCAGUGAUGAGGACGAGAACAGUGAUGCAGAAGCUCCCAUGGAGCACUGAACUCACCACCUCGCCUCUUGUUAUCUGCUUUCCCAUCCCACCUUCCAGCAGAUUUUGUAUGCUAUCUACAGUGCCUUUCUAAAUGUAUUUUUUUCCCUUUCUUGCCUCCUUAUCAAAGAUUAAACCGAUAUGUACAGAGUGGAAUUAAAAGCUGCAGUCUGCUCGCUCUUUCA